Messenger RNA from Tympanuchus pallidicinctus (lesser prairie-chicken), 7144 nucleotides. It is a transcript of the gene TERT, whose product is annotated as telomerase reverse transcriptase. Bases 28 to 4065 code for a protein of 1345 amino acids. Gene Ontology annotation, molecular function: telomeric repeat DNA binding; telomerase RNA binding. The record is from RefSeq and is a predicted model, not a curated record. NCBI's taxonomy places the organism in Eukaryota, Metazoa, Chordata, Aves, Galliformes, Phasianidae. Gene Ontology annotation, cellular component: telomerase catalytic core complex. Gene Ontology annotation, biological process: telomere maintenance via telomerase. The transcript is spliced from 18 exons.
CCGCGUGGAGCCCCGCAGCACGCGGAGAUGGAGCGCGGGGCCGAUCCUGGGGUCGGCGUGCGGCGGCUCCGCAACGUGGUGCGGCCGGAGCCUUUCGCCGCGGUGCUGGGCGCGCUGCGGGGCUGCUACGCCGAGGCCACGCCGCUGGAGGCCUUCGUCCGGCGGCUGCGGGAAGCUGGCACCAGGGAGGUCGAGGUGCUGCGCGGCGACGACGCGCAGUGCUACCGGACCUUCGUGUCGCAGUGUGUGGUGUGCGUCCCCCGCGGGGCUCGCGCCAUCCGCCGGCCCAUCUGCUUCCAGCAGUUAUCCAGUCAGAGCGAAGUCAUCACAAGAAUCGUUCAGAGACUGUGUGAAAAGAAAAAGAAGAACAUUCUUGCAUAUGGAUACUCCUUGCUGGAUGAAAACAGUUGUCACUUCAGGAUUUUGCCAUCUUCAUGCAUAUACAACUAUCUGCCCAAUACUGUAACAGAAACGAUUCGCAUCAGCAGCCUCUGGGAGAUACUGCUGAGCAGGAUAGGGGAUGAUGUGAUGAUGUACCUGCUGGAGCACUGUGCACUCUUCAUGCUGGUUCCCCCAAGUAACUGUUAUCAGGUUUGCGGGCAACCAAUUUAUGAACUUAUUUCGCGUAACAUAGGGCCGUCCCCAGGGUUUGUUAGACGACGGUAUUCAAGGUUUAAACAUAAUAGCUUGCUUGACUAUGUGCGAAAAAGGCUUGUGUUUCACAGGCACUAUCUCUCCAAGUCACAGUGGUGGAAGUGCAGGCCGAGACGUCAAGGUCGUGUCUCCAGCAGGAGAAAAAGAAGGAGCCAUAGGAUACAAAGCCCAAGGUCUGGUUGCCAGUCUUCUGCAGAAGUGAACUUUCGAGCAGGCAUGCGGAUCAGCACAGUUACUGCACAUCUGGAAAAACAGAGCUGCUCCAGUUUAUGUUUGCCAGCUAGAACACCAUCUUUAAAAAGGAAGCGUGACAGAGAACAGGUUGAAAUGGCAGCUAAGAGAGUGAAAGUAAUGGAGAAAGAGAUAGAGGAGCAGCCUUGUAGUAUCGUUCCUGAUGUAAAUCAAAGUAGCUCCCAGAGGCACGGAGUUUGGCAUGUAGCACCACGUGCUGUAGGUCUUAUUAAAGAACGUUACGUUUCUAAAAGAAGUAACAGUGAGAUGUCUGGUCCUUCUGCAGUUCACAGAUCUCACCCUGGGAAGAGGCCUGUGGCAGACAAAAGCUCUUUUCCAAGAGGAGUUCAGGGUAACAAACACACAAAGACCGGUGCAGAAAAACGAGCAGAAUCCAAUAGAAGGGGCAUAGAGAUGUAUAUAAACCCAACCCGUAAACCCAAUAGAAGGGGUAUAGAGAGGCAUAUAAAUCCAACCCAUAAACCGGGGUUGAAUUCUGUACAAACUGAACCAAUGGAAGGUGAUUCUUCGGGGGACAGAAAGCAGGAAAAUCCCCCAGCUCAUUUGGCAAAGCAGUUACCAAAUACAUUCUUGCGCUCUGCAGUGUACUUUGAGAAGAAAUUUCUUCUGUAUUCCCGUAGUUACCAAGAAUAUUUUCCUAAAUCAUUCAUACUGAGCCGCCUGCAGGGUUGUCAGGCAGGUGGAAGGCGGCUUAUAGAAACUAUAUUCUUGAGCCAAAACCCAUUAAAGGAAAAGCAGAACAAAAGCCUAACACAGCAAAAGUGGAGAAAGAAGAGGUUGCCCAAACGCUACUGGCAAAUGAGAGAGAUAUUUCAGAAGCUGUUAAAAAACCACGAGAAGUGCCCUUAUUUAGUUUUCUUGAGAAAAAAUUGCCCUGUUUUGCUUUCUGAAGCAUGUUUGAAAAAAACGGAGCUGACCUUGCAGGCAGCUCUGCCUGGGGAAGCAAAGGUUCACAAGCACACAGAACAUGGGGAAGAGUCCACUGAGGGUACUGCGCCGAACAGCUUCCACACUCCUCCCUCAAUGCCAGUGUGUGGGCAGACAGAGAGAGAGGAGCAGCACCUUGCAGAGGGGAGUGAUCCGCUCCUCAGGGAGCUGCUCAGGCAGCACAGCAGCCACUGGCAGGUGUAUGGCUUUGUGAGGGAUUGCCUGGAGCGGGUGAUUCCUGCCGAGCUGUGGGGUUCAAGCCAUAACAAAUGCCGGUUCUUUAAAAACGUGAAAGCAUUCAUUUCUAUGGGGAAGUAUGCUAAGCUUUCAUUGCAGCAGCUGAUGUGGAAGAUGAGAGUGAAUGACUGCGCAUGGCUUCGUCUGGCCAAAGGUAAUCACUCUGUUCCUGCCUAUGAACAUUGUUACCGUGAAGAAAUUUUGGCAAAAUUCCUAUACUGGCUGAUGGAUUCCUAUGUUAUCGAGUUGCUCAAAUCAUUUUUCUAUAUCACCGAGACCAUGUUCCAGAAAAACAUGCUUUUCUACUACCGAAAGUUUAUCUGGGGCAAAUUACAGAACAUUGGAAUUAGAAACCAUUUUGCCAAAGUACAUCUGCGUGCUUUAUCUUCAGAGGAGAUGGAAGUGAUCCAUCAAAAGAAGUAUUUUCCUAUUGCAUCAAGGCUCCGGUUCAUUCCUAAAAUCAAUGGUUUAAGACCUGUAGUAAGACUAAGCCGUGUUGUUGAAGGACAGAAACUCAGCAAGGAAAGCAGAGAAAAGAAGAUACAGCGCUAUAACACUCAGCUAAAAAAUCUAUUUAGCGUGUUAAAUUAUGAACGAACUGUAAACACCAGCAUCAUUGGCUCUUCAGUAUUCGGGAGAGAUGAUAUAUACAGGAAAUGGAAGGAGUUUGUUACAAAAGUUUUUGAAUCAGGUGGUGAAAUGCCUCAUUUCUACUUUGUAAAGGGUGAUGUGUCCAGAGCUUUUGAUACUAUUCCUCACAAGAAACUAGUGGAAGUAAUCUCACAGGUCUUGAAACCUGAGAGCCAAACCGUGUAUGGAAUAAGGUGGUAUGCUGUAAUUAUGAUUACCCCAACUGGAAAAGCCAGGAAGCUCUAUAAGAGACACGUUUCUACUUUCGAGGAUUUUAUUCCAGACAUGAAGCAGUUUGUGUCCAAACUUCAAGAGCGAACUUCAUUACGAAAUGCAAUAGUAGUUGAACAGUGCUUAACUUUUAAUGAGAACAGUUCCACCCUGUUUACUUUCUUUCUUCAAAUGUUACAUAAUAACAUCCUGGAGAUUGGGCACAGGUACUAUAUACAGUGCUCUGGAAUCCCACAGGGCUCCAUUUUGUCAACCUUACUUUGCAGCUUAUGCUAUGGAGACAUGGAAAACAAAUUACUUUGUGGAAUCCAGAAGGAUGGAGUCCUAAUACGACUUAUUGAUGACUUUUUGCUGGUUACACCACAUCUAAUGCAGGCAAAAACUUUUCUAAGGACUAUAGCAGCAGGUAUUCCUGAGUAUGGAUUUUUAAUAAAUGCCAAGAAGACAGUGGUGAAUUUUCCUGUUGAUGAUAUCCCAGGAUGUUCUAAGUUCAAACAGCUGCCAGAUUGUCGUUUGAUCUCAUGGUGUGGUUUAUUACUGGAUAUGCAGACACUUGAGGUUUAUUGUGAUUACUCCAGUUAUGCUUUUACUUCUAUCAGAUCGAGUCUUUCCUUCAAUUCAAGUAGAAUAGCUGGAAAAAACAUGAAAUGCAAAUUGACUGCAGUCCUCAAACUGAAAUGCCAUCCUUUAUUUCUUGACUUAAAGAUCAACAGCCUUAAAACAGUUUUAGUUAACAUCUACAAGAUAUUUUUACUUCAGGCUUACAGGUUCCAUGCCUGUGUUCUUCAGCUUCCAUUCAACCAGAAAGUUAGGAAUAAUCCGUAUUUCUUCCUAAGGAUCAUCUCUGAUACUGCUUCAUGCUGCUAUUUUAUCCUGAAAGCUAAAAAUCCAGGGAUUUCUUUAGGUAGCAAAGAUGCAUCCGGCAUGUUCCCUUUUGAGGCAGCAGAAUGGCUCUGUUACCAUGCCUUCAUUGUCAAACUGUCCAACCACAAAGUUAUUUACAAAUGCUUACUUAAGCCCCUUAAAGUCUAUAAGUUGCAUCUGUUUGGGAAGAUACCAAGGGAUACUAUGGAACUGCUGAAGACAGUGACGGAACCGUCUCUUUGUCAAGAUUUCAAAACUAUACUGGACUAAGCGAUGAAGGUUUAUUUCAUGAUCCUUCCAGGCUUAAAAAUAAAUGUUUUUAGAUUAAUUUUCUCUGUAGUUAAUUUUGGUAGAAUGAACUGAAAGCAUCUUUACUUGAAAGUUUUCAUUGUUUUUUUUUUUGUUUGUUUGUUUGUUUUUAGGUACCAGACAAUAACUUUAAAAGAGCAGGCUGUUCUGUUAACAUCUUCAUGUUUGUGUUUUUCUGUAAGUUUGAAGGCUGUUUGAAGUACAACCUGUGAACUUGGCUUGAUUUCCUUCAGUAAUUCCUUUCUUCUUGACGAAGACAUAUUUGAGUUAUCUGUAUAGACAGAUCAACGUUUUUGCCAUGUAUUGUUUCUGAAGAACUGUUCUUUGAUUUUUUUUUUUUUUUUUUCUACUGCAGACAGUUUUAUAAUAAAUUGUCUAGAUAGUUGCAAUAAUACAUACUUGUCUCCAAUACCUUUAUUUUAUAGUAAACUUCAACCCAAUCCCACUCAACUUGGAAGUGGAAAGACACUUGAAAGGUACAGGGAAAGUGCAUUUCAUGGCUGUGCCUAGCAAGAUACACGGGAUAAAGAUUUUUUUGCUGUGGAGAACACAGUCAAAAUUUGUAUGCUAUAUCUGGGUAUGUUCAAUAUGUUUAAUAUAUUCUGCAAGUUUAUAGAGAUGUACUAAACAAUGGUGAUGUAUUCAUAACUACAAAAACAAGGGGAACCAGUUAUUGAUUAGAUAAUAGAAAAGUUACUUGCUUGGUAUAUUUGCAUUUCCUGUUCUUUAUUUAGUCUUAUCUUUUGCUCCUUAAUAGUACUGAACUACUAUCCAGCCCUUUUGUUGGCAUGUUUUACAGGACUGAAUUUUGCCCUAUGACUGCUCUGGUAAGCCUGCCCACGUGUCUUUUUUUCUCUAGGCUCACAUGUUGAAUUUGCAAUGCUAUAAAGUAGAGCUAUUUCAUUAGAAUAAUUAAAAUAUCUUAUCAGGGAUGAAACUUAAGCACUUCAAGAACUUCCUGCGCUUCUGAGGGAGCUGUUACUUCCUGUGACUAUUUACUCCUCACUCAGUCUUUCUUCAGCUAUGCAUUCCUUCCUCUCUGCUGCUCUUUUCAUCUGCUGCUAUACUAAUAAGAUUUUGUGUAGGUGCAGGUGGUAUAAAUUUUGAUUCUUUGCUACUUAAUGCACUGCUCAAUGCAUUUUGUGUAUCAUGUUGAAGAAGGCCUUGCUGGUGGGCAGCAGUAACAAUGAAUGCAUGUUUAUUUUGUCUUGAUCACUGUAUUCUGGAUAAACCUCCUGAGAAGGAUGAGCCUAAUAAUUUCCUCAGAAUGGAUAAGCACACCUGCUGUGAAAGAACUGUGCAGGAUAGGGGCUGGGGAAGUGAAAAAUAUCUCAGAAGCCAGGAUCCUAUGAUGUGAAUCCAUGCUGAGAGAAUGGGUUCUGUUCUGUGCCUAACAGCCAUCUCAAGGCAAACUUUUGGGGUGAUCAAAAGAGUGUCCUGGAAAACUGUGGUAAAAAACUGGAGCAGCAACUGUGCUGAAUUAUUCAGUUUCUAAAAAACAUUGGAAAGAGGUGGGUUUGUGAGGACUAGAAGAAAACCUCUCUGCUUUCAGCCAAGAGCGUAGUGGUUAUGGAUAGGUUUGCUUCUAAAGCCUUUAAAUGCAGACUUUUCCAUGCGUACUGAGAAAGAAACAUACUUUGUUUUAAUUUUUUUUGUGUGUUAAAUAGACUGAAGGUUUGUAAUGUCUUUCAUCAUGAUGCCUUCUAGAAGAGGUUGGGGUGUUUUUCCCCCUUAAAACUGAGAACAACUGGGGUCCCGUCUUCAUUGCUUCUUUAUUCCGCUUCCACAGGAUGCUUUGACUUGCAGGUGUAUUGCCAGGACAAGUCCAUUUUUACUCUGUACCACAGCAGACUAAAUGGCAUAUAAACUAACAAAGAAGUAUCUCAGUUAAAGGUGUAUUUUUGGAAAAAGUUUGUGAAGUGUGAUGCAAUUUUCUGAACUGAUGUUUGCAUUUACAUGUAACUACUUGCUAAAUUAUCAGUUUAAAGCAGUCGUUGCUGUUUCUGAAGGCUACCUGUAAACAAAUGCAAAUAUUUCUCAGAAUUCACUUUCUUUUUAAAAUAGCCUAUUUAAGAAGGCCAUUGAAAGCAGUGCUGAAACUAGUACUUGUUUUGCAAAUGGAAAAUUGUAGAAUAUAUGGCGCACUGUACUGUACUGGAAACUUGCUGCUACAGCUCAGGACUGAUGGAGAGAAUGCUGGGAACAUGUUUAAGGAAUGAAUUUAACAGUAGCAUGGGCUUACUGCACUAAAAUGAUUGAUCCAAAUCACUGAAGAGAAGGUAGGAAUAUUCCUUAAAGCUACUUCUGUCAUGAACUGUUUUAAAAUAAAUAGUGCAAUAUAUCACAAUGGUAAAACAUUUUCUGCUUAACUGGUAGAAAGUGUGAUGAAUGGCAACUGGUGACAGGAAACGUGGUGAAUUGAGUAACUUUGGGCUGGAAAUACUAAAACAAUUUGCUUAAGAACAUUCUGAACCUAUGCUGUGAGUUUUCAACAAUCACUGGAAAGCUGGGAAAAGUUCAGAAGACUCUGUGGGUAAAGGGAAAUGUUAAAAUUGUUUCCGUGUUUAGGAAAAGGUAAGUAGAAAGAUUAAGAGCAAGGCCAGCCACGGUAACUGUAUUGUGCAACCUAUGAUCUGAGUCAACUUGUCAGAAACUUUAUUUGGGCCACUUUGGGGAGGAAGUGUGUUUGGGAUAAAAGUUGUUGUUUUACUAUCUCUAUGCAGAGCAGGAAGGGAGAAACUUGACACAAACUUCUAGAGUAAAUAGAAGCAUCAACAUGCUUCAAAGAUAUCCUUACUGCUUCCUGUUGGAAAGGGAUUUCAGACUGUGAAUUUCAUUUUGAGUCUUUUUUCAGAGGCUACUGGUUGCUCAAAAGUAUGUCUGCAAAGGGGAACCCUUGUCUCCCAUCAGAAUGGCCAGGAUCUGCAGGCGAGUAGAAGACAGAAAGAAUAUUUAUUUUUCGGGGGAAUGAGGAAAGUUGCUGUUAACUUCUUGACAUGAAAACAUUUAGGGUGUUACAAGGCUUGGGUCCUUCCUUCUG